CAGUAGCAAUUUGAGUGGCUCGCACAUUUUCUCAGAACCGCGGCAGGUGCGCAGCCAACAGAAGCUAACAUUGCCACUGUUUUAUACUGUUCUUCCAAACGAAUUGUUUGUUACACAUACAUUAGUUUAAAUGUACAAACGGAUUUGGAGUUGGUGACGUCGGUUAGCGUACUUAUUGGGGUGGGGUGGAACGAAUGGACCGCCAUUGUACCUCAGCAGGAAGGGGACGGUGACGUCACGGCCCCUCGUGUUGUGACUUUGUUUUAAAAAAAAAAGUAAGUUUUGGAGUGACUUCCCCCUUAAACAAGAAGCCAUGCAAAUAAGAUAAGAUAACACAGCAGUGUGUGUGUGUGUGUGUGUGUGUGUGUGUGUGUGUGUGUGUGUGUGUGUGUGUGUGUGUGUGUGUGUUUGUAAACAUCAUCAAUGCCGCGCCUCUGCCAUUGCUAUACCACUGUUGGACACAUCUUCCUAUGACUGGAGCCCACGCCGUGCAUAGAUCGCCGUCGCCGGGGGGUGACGACUAUCAAAGCGGUCCCGGUCCAAGUCGCCCCCCCCACCCCCACCACCACCCCACACGCACACACUCAUGUGCGCUCUGGAGAUGGAGAUGACCAAGCGCGCCAUGCACGUCAACUCCAAAGUGAAUUGUGGGAUCGACAGGAACGGCGGGGACACUGCAGAAGUGUCCGUGCCGGUGUCGCUUCCAGGGAAAAGGACGGCUCACAUGGAGGGAGACGACCUGUACCGACUGCGGGACAGAAAGUUCUUGUUGGAGGACAAGAAGCGGCUGUGCGCGCUGGCUUUGGGUGCAGCUCUGCUCGGAAUACUGCUUAUGAUCAUCCAUACUGAGAUGUGCCCCUUCUUCUACGAAGUGGGCUCAAACGUCGCCUUAUUCAUCAACUGUUCCAUCAGUCUGUCUACUGGGUGUCUCCUCAUUUUAAUCAUAGCCUUCCAUUAUAAGGACAUCAUGCUUUUCAUUAUUGACCACAAUCAGGUGGACUGGCGCAUUGCCAUGACCAGCCACAGGGUUUUUGUCAUCACGUUUGAGCUACUGGUCUGUGCUAUCCAUCCCGUCGGCAUCUACUGGGAGGCGGGCCUUCACGGCAACUCCUCUUCCUCACCUCCGCUGUGUGAUUCCGACCAUCACAGUAAGACUUUGGCGAAUUUGGAGCUGCUGCUGUCGGUGCUGAUGUUCCUGCGCUUGUACCUGGUGCACAGAGCGGUCCUGCUGCACAGCAAGGUGCUGCUGAGCGCCUCCUACAGGAGCAUCGGCUCGCUCAACAAUAUCAACUUCACCUUCCGCUUCGUACUCAAGGUCCUGAUGAACAAGUACCCUGCACGCACGCUGCUCGUCUUCAUCCUCUUCUUCUGGCUCACGGCAUCUUGGAUGCUGACUCUAUGUGAGAGGCAGACACAAGGGUCGACCGAUCACAUGGAAACCGCUUUGUGGCUUAUCGCCAUCACCUUCCUCACGGUGGGCUACGGCGACGUGGCACCCCACACUCGCUGUGGCAAGUCGGUGUGUCUCUUCACUGGAGUCAUGGGUGUAGCCUGCACCGCAAUGCUUGUCGCCGUGGUAACCAAGAAGCUUGCAUUGAAUAAAGGAGAGAAGCACGUGCACUUUUUUAUGCUGGACAUCCAGAUCUCCAAAGGGAUCCGCCAUGCAGCUGCCAACGUGCUACGUGAGUGCUGGCUGCUGCACAGAGCCAACCUGACAAAAGGAACCAGAGGAGAACAUCGGAGACACCAGAGAUGUCUUCUGGAGGCCAUCAGAGUGUUUCGUCACCUGCGCCUCAAACAGAGAAAACUGCGGGAUUAUGUCAGUGAGAUGGUGGACCUGCCAAAGAUGCAGAUGAUCAUGUGCGACCUCAGCGCCAAUUGGAAUAAUUCCUAUCGGGAGCUGGAGCAGCGUAUCCUCUCCAUGGAGCAGAAGCUUGAAGAGCUGAGUCGCUGCUUCCAGCAAACCUCAGAGCUGCUGUCCCAGGUCUUACGUCACCGCAACCCAGAGAUCAGGUGACACGACCGCAAUCUUCAGAGGAACGGCGGUGGUUUCAUCCAUCAAUAUCUAGAGGCGGUGAGCUGCUUCUACGUGCUUCCAACGAUUUGGAGAGCUCAUUUUCAGGGCUAAUCUGCACCAAUCCUGACUGCGCAAUCAGACUUUGAGAUUGUUGACCAACUCCGAGAGCUUUUUAAUAUACCCCGGCCCGCUAUUAUUGAAACUCUCCUCAAUCAGUGACUUAUUCCUGGGGAAUAAGAUGCUAUAUUUGUUGCAUGUAAUUAGCUUUUCAGUUGUCGAAAUAUGAAAUACUUAUUUGAGCAAACUCACAAAGGAGGAGAAAAAUCCAUAUUGUAUUAUAGGAAGACGCCUUUAUUUCAAAUUGUGUGAAAUGGUCCAUCUCAAAACGUAAGGCCAUAUCGAUGGGAUGCAGGUAAAGUAGUCUACAUUUAGUGUGGGGGCAUUGAAGACUGGUUCUCAGUGACUCGACUGCUUCAUCUAGUGGAGAACUAAGGAAAUAAAAUAUCAUAUACACUAUAAUAAAAUUGUGAUAUACAGGGGCAUCUAAAAAUGUUUUGAAUAUCUUUGAAAAGUUUAUUUUCAGUAGUUCAAUUCAGAAAGAGUACCCUUGAAUUACAAUAAUAUAUUUACGUCGUCCCUCUGCCUUAUCGCCUCCAUUUUCUUAUUUUUUUUUAGCAUAUUUUACAUUUUUUGUCUUAAAUUUUUAUGCACGGCUAAAUUAAGUAAAAUAUCAAUACAACAGCAGUAUUGGCUACUAGAUGAGACCAAACCAAUCAAAUCAAUCUGUUCAGUAUUGUGGCCGCUGAUUGGCUCAGCCUCAAGCAGCAUAAUUAUACUGCAUUAAGAGAGUAAAGGAGAUUGUAAUAAUGCCAUUUCAUGACUAAAGGGCUCUCAUAAUGUUGAAAAUGUACUCAGAAAGGCGUAAAUAUGUUGUUUACGCUCUAGCUAGGAACAUAUUUGAUUCAUAAUGAAUAAUUCUCAUUUAGUGGGAAUUCAUCUAUGUCCUGAAUCAUUUAACAGCGAUAAACAAGGGAUUACUGUAAUAAUUUUAAGUAUUUUGUCUUAUAAAAUUCAAUUACUCAUGAAACAGGAAAAUUGUCAAAAAGUUUAAUAUUGGUGUAAACAUCAGAUUAGCCUUUUAAUUGGUCUCAAAUCUGAAGCGAACUCCUGAAAAGAAAAGUCACCAUAAUCUAUUUUUUUUAGAUGCACCUGAAUAUGAAGGGCUUAAACAUGGUCACCCAUAAUCAGCUUUCUCAUAAGCGUAAAAAAAAUCAAAGAUCGACAUCAGUGAUACCUCAUUGGAAAACAAGCACUUUGUAAAAAACAAACAAAAAAAACUGGACAAACCUUAAGAGGAUAAACUGGAGCUUUGAUUUUUUUUAAUGUAAUACUGAAGGGAAAAACAGUGACUUAUGGAAGGAACUAUGUUUACUGUUGUAUCUUUUGCACGUUAUUAAAAGUUGUUCUUGGAAUUAAAAACAC
Molecule: messenger RNA, 3499 nt
Organism: Entelurus aequoreus (snake pipefish)
Lineage: Eukaryota; Metazoa; Chordata; Actinopteri; Syngnathiformes; Syngnathidae
Gene: kcnn4
Product: potassium intermediate/small conductance calcium-activated channel, subfamily N, member 4
Exons: 9
Coding region: 587-2017 (476 amino acids)
Biological process (GO): potassium ion transmembrane transport
Cellular component (GO): plasma membrane; neuronal cell body; neuron projection
Molecular function (GO): intermediate conductance calcium-activated potassium channel activity; calmodulin binding; small conductance calcium-activated potassium channel activity
Source: RefSeq, a predicted model, not a curated record